GUUCUGAAGGAACAUUUUAAUAUCCUCACUUGCUUAAAGCUCAUAGACAAAGGAUGGGGGCUAGUGUGUUCCAGAACCAUGCAAUCAGCAUGGAAGAAAUUGUGGUCCGAGAUUGUUGCUGAAAGAGACUUGACAGUUUGAGGAUGAGCCUGCGCCUGUUGUGAAGGAUAUUGUGUGUCUGGACAAGUCUACGGGCUCGGAUGUGAUGAUGUGGAGGAGUUGGUAGAGGACCACAACACUGAGCUGACCACCCAGGUACUCCCAAGACCUUCAGAGGGAGCAGACAAAAUAUGGCAGCUGAGGAGCACUCUUCAGAGGAGGAAGAGGGAAGGGAGCAUAUUCCUACUUCAUUAAUCAAGGAAAUGCUUGGGAAAUGGGGAGAAAUGCAAAGUUUUAUUGAGAAAUAUCACCCUGACUAGUAACUUCUGUGAUUAACUUCUUCAGUGACAAUGUACUGUUUCAUUGUAGGCAAGUGUUAAAAAGCAGGUGAAAACAAACAUCAUUGUAUAGGUUUUUAGUGAGACAGAGGCCCACUGAGCCUGAAGCAAAUUGUAGUGAGCAAAGAGACAAACCUACAAAAAAGAGCUCCCUGACAUUUUAUGGAAGGAAUUCCCUUCCAAAUAAUAAACACCCCUCCUCUCCAAAUUCAGUCAUCAAUAGCUCUCAACAUUAAAGGCAUGCCCAAAGAAAAAUACGAGCCCCCUGACCCUCGGAAGAUGUACACAAUUAUGUCCACUGAGGAAGCAGCAAAUGGAAAGAAAUCACAUUGGGCAGAGCUUGAAAUAAGUGGAAGAGUAAGAAGCUUGAGCUCAUCUUUGUGGUCACUAACUCACCUGACAGCUUUGCAUCUGAGUGACAAUUUCCUGUCCCGUAUUCCUUCAGACAUUGCCAAGCUUCACAAUCUGGUGUAUCUGGACCUGUCCUCAAACAAAAUCCGGAGUUUACCAGCAGAACUCGGAAACAUGGUAUCACUCAGGGAACUCCAUUUAAAUAACAACCUGUUACGAGUUCUACCUUUUGAAAUGGGGAAACUGUUUCAGUUGCAGACCUUAGGCCUGAAAGGAAAUCCACUUACCCUGGAUAUAUUGAACCUCUAUCUGGAACCAGAUGGAACAAAAAGGCUACUUAACUACUUGCUUGAUAAUUUGGCAGGUACUGCAAAAAGAAUUUCAACAGAACAACCACCUCCAAGAUCUUGGAUUAUGUUACAAGAACCAGACAGAACAAGACCAACUGCCUUGUUUUCUGUCAUGUGCUAUAAUGUUCUUUGUGAUAAAUAUGCGACCCGGCAGUUAUAUGGCUACUGUCCAUCAUGGGCACUAAAUUGGGAUUACAGGAAAAAGGCCAUUAUUCAAGAAAUCCUGAGCUGCAGUGCUGAUAUCAUAAGUCUUCAGGAGGUUGAAACAGAACAGUAUUACAGUUUUUUUCUGGUAGAACUGAAAGAACGUGGCUAUAAUGGAUUCUUUAGUCCUAAAUCUAGAGCUAGGACAAUGUCAGAACAAGAAAGAAAGCAUGUUGAUGGCUGUGCAAUAUUUUUCAAGACAGAAAAAUUUACUUUGGUUCAGAAACACACUGUUGAAUUUAAUCAGCUAGCAAUGGCAAAUUCAGAAGGGUCUGAAGCUAUGCUGAACAGAGUUAUGACAAAAGAUAACAUUGGAGUUGCAGUACUACUAGAACUUCGAAAGGAAUUGAUUGAAAAGUCAUCGAACACAGCAGGAAAGCCACAUCUUGGAACAGAAAAACAACUUCUUCUCGUGGCUAAUGCUCACAUGCAUUGGGACCCUGAGUACUCCGAUGUGAAGUUAGUUCAGACAAUGAUGUUCCUCUCAGAAGUGAAGAGCAUUAUUGAUGAAGCCUCUCGAAGCCUCCACCCAAGUGCGCUGGGAGAGCUGGGGAACAUUCCACUGGUGUUGUGUGCAGAUCUUAAUUCCUUGCCGGACUCUGGUGUUGUAGAAUAUUUGAGCACUGGUGGAGUAGAAACAAACCAUAAAGACUUUAAGGAGCUGAGAUACAAUGAAAGUCUUACGAACUUCAGCUGUAAUGGGAAAAAUGGGACCACCAACGGGAGGAUCACUCACGGUUUCACGCUGAAGAGUGCGUAUGAGGCUGGCCUGAUGCCUUACACAAAUUACACGUUUGAUUUCAAGGGUAUAAUUGACUACAUCUUCUAUUCUAAGCCUCAGCUGAACACCUUGGGCAUCCUGGGACCUCUGGACCACCAUUGGCUAGUUGAGAAUAAUAUCAGCGGCUGCCCACACCCACUUAUCCCCUCCGACCACUUCUCACUUUUUGCACAACUGGAGCUCUUACUGCCAUUCCUGCCCCAAGUUAACGGCAUUCACCUUCCUGGCAGGAGGUAGUGAAGCACCUUCAGAAGACGACCUCAGUUUCACUUGUAAACUUAUAUAAAAAAUCUGAAAUAGGGGAGUGAGAUACGGCCAUUAGGGAUUUUUUUUCUUAGUGAUGAUUUGAGGUUUCAGUCUGAUUAUUUGACAGGGAUAUAGUGUGAAAGCCAGGUGCUAGCAGCAGACAAAUUCUGAGCCCAAUAUGCUUUCUAUACUGUUGGACAGGGGUGGUGUGUUUGCACCUAUCUGUGAUUUGUUACCAGUAAUUUUCCUGUUUCUUCCAUCUAAUACAGUAUUUUCAUGCCUUGAAAUAGGAAAAUGUUUGAACAGCAUAUUCUCUUUGCACAGAAAUCUAUAGUACUACUUUUUUGAGGCCAGUAAUAACAUCCAGAGACCAUUCUUCCAUACUUUACUCCCUUCUUUUUCAGACAUACUUGUAAAAUACAGAAUUUGAAUUUAGCCUUUAUGAUUGUAUAAUGAUCCACAGAAGACCUGAUUUAUGAAAUUUUGUACUAAAAAAAUCAGAUUUGGAAAUGAUUGUAUUGUAAAUUAAGGCUAAGUUUUGUUUUGUGUGUGUUUUUUACACCGGUUUCAUGUGUUAUAAAGGCCACCUUGUAAAGAAGCUGCAACAGACUUUCUCUGUUGAGGAGUUGCACUGUUGCGUUUCCUUGGCUGUUUUGUGCUACUUUAUUAUUAAAUGGAGAAACUUACUCUUUAAACCUAUUUAAAUCGUAGGACAUUUUUUCAUGAAUUCUGGGUUUUUACAAAAACUGUAUCUACCAGGACACAUAAGCCGAGCAGUGAUGAUCUGUAGGCAUUUCUGGACUGAAUAUAAUGAUAUAUGUACAUUCUGAUAUUUUUAAAUCUUUAACUUUUUUUAAGUUAAAAAAUUGCAGCUGCUUAGGUACAGCUUUUUAACUCCUUUUUGAGAAACCUCCUGUCUAUCUCCACUGUGCCUGCCUAAAUUGUUCUCACCAAACACUGCCUGUGCAUGCAGAGAAAAUCUGUGCAUCUUCUUUUAUAGUUUUUAAAUACUGUUGAACAUUUGUGAGGAUUUUAUGGAAAUGCUUUUGUAUGAGCUGUGACUUUUUUUCCAUUGCAAAGCAUUGAAGAUCACAUUUUGGACUUAGGGUGAAUCCCUGGGUGUUUGCUCACUAGACCCAAGCACUGCUUCUUGGUGUCACUCACAGUGCUGUCACCCAGAAUACUGCUAUCAUGUGAAGUCUUUUGUUUUCCAUGUAUUCCUUAGCCUCCAUGUUUUUCUUUUAAAAAAUCAUUCCUUUUUUUUUGGUAAUUUUCCGUUUAUGAAACAGUUAUAAAUGAGAUGUAUUUUCAAAACAGGUCCUUAAGGCAAUUCUUCAGAUCAUUUUUGAAGUGACUAAGCUAUUUUAAUAUGUCAACCAAGAUAAAAGUUAUAUUAUACCCUGUAUAUUUGCCCAUAGUGCCAUUAGUAGAUUAGAAAUUAAAACCAGCUUUAACUUUACAAAGUUAACUCAUAUGUAUUUUGGUCUCAUUUAUUAUCUCAAAACUAAAAUUAAUCCAGAGGGAACUUGGUCCAACUACUUUUGUUUCAACUGCAAGCAAGGGAGGAAAAGAACACCAUGUGAGCAUUAGGGUGAAAAAUGGUUAAAUGAUAACAAUUUUUACACAGAGAAUGAAUCAUUUUUUAUGAUAACAAAAUUUUAUGAAAAAAUAUUCAGCACAUAAAUGUGCUUAUUCUGUUUUUAAGAGAAA
This is a messenger RNA of Pipistrellus kuhlii (Kuhl's pipistrelle), 4079 nucleotides long. It is a transcript of the gene CNOT6, whose product is annotated as CCR4-NOT transcription complex subunit 6. Gene Ontology annotation, molecular function: protein binding; poly(A)-specific ribonuclease activity. Gene Ontology annotation, biological process: nuclear-transcribed mRNA poly(A) tail shortening. The transcript is spliced from 12 exons. Bases 600 to 2360 code for a protein of 586 amino acids. Lineage: Eukaryota; Metazoa; Chordata; Mammalia; Chiroptera; Vespertilionidae. The record is from RefSeq and is a predicted model, not a curated record. Gene Ontology annotation, cellular component: CCR4-NOT complex; nucleus; cytoplasm.